AUGCUGAUGGACGAAGAUUCCGCGAAGCUCGAAGAGGAGGCGAAUAGGCGGAAGCGCGCAGAGCAGCAUCAGAGGGAGGCUGAUGUCAGGCUGACGUGGCUCAAGGAGGAACGGAGAUGCGGAGAGGACGGAAGCGAGUAUCUGGAAGGGGAAGGGGACGAGGAUGGGGACGAGGAUGGAAAUGAAGGAGAAAAGGAGGAGGAGGAGGAUGGUGAGGUGGAAAAGGAGAAAAGGGAAGAGGAGGUGACGGAGGAUGGCGAAAAAGCGGACGGGGCAGGGGGGGAGGACGAAAUGAAGAGGGAGGAGUGUAGGGAAGGGGAGGAAGGGGAGGAGGGGGAGGAGGGGGAGGAGGGGGAGGAGGGGGAGGAGGGGGAGGAGGGGGAGGAGGGGGAGGAGGGGGGAGAGGGGGAGGUGAGUGUGGUGGAAGCGCUGCGGGAGGAGGUGGAGAUGGAGCGGAUACUGCGCGCAUUGGCGGAAGAUGGCAUGAAGUCUGUGGUGAAUCCUUUUCCACACUCUCGUCUCCCCCCUUUCCCACACUCUCGUCUCCCCCCUUUCCCACACUCUCGUCUCCCCCCUUUCCCACACUCUCGUCUCCCUCCUUUCCCACACUCUCGUCUCCCCCCUUUCCCACACUCUCGUCUCCCCCCUUUCCCACACUCUCGUCUCCCCCCUUUCCCACACUCUCGUCUCCCCCCUUUCCCACACUCUCGUCUCCCCCCUUUCCCACACUCUCGUCUCCCCCCUUUCCCACACUCUCUCGCCUUCCCCCCUCUCCCACCCUCUCUCCGACCACAGGCGGUGGAGCAGCAGAUGGAGAGGCUAAGGGACGAGGUCAGCAGGUACAAGGGGCAGCACCAGCGAGACACGGAGACGGUCAGUCGCCUCUGCCUUCCCUCCCCUUGCGACUUUCAGCCGGCUCUGCCUACACUGUCGGUGUGUAUCGCUCCCCUACAAUGGGCUAAGGGAGGUGGUCAGCAGGUGUUUCAGCUGCAGUCGUCGCAGCGGCAAGCGCUUACUUUUGAGGCGCCUCAAAAGUCGUCGCAGCGGCAAGCGCUGCAGGAGGUGUACUGCAGUCAUCGGAGUGACAAGCGCUGCAGAAGGUGCAGGAGGAGCGCGAGCAGCGCGAUCGCCUCUUGUGCUCCUCUCCCUCCCUUCUUCCUCUGCUCCUCUCUUACACCACUGUUGCCCACUCAUCCCCCCCCUCUCCCCCUCUCCUCGUUUCCCUUCUCCCUCUUCCCCUCAACCCAGGUGUUUCAGCUGCAGUCAUCGGAGUGGCAAGCGCUGCAGGAGGUGCAGGAGGAGCGCGAGCAGCGGAGGGAGUUAGAGACUUCCUUAAUCUACCUCCACCACACGCUCCUGGAAUUGCUACCGCCAGACCUCCUAACCGACCCGCCUGUCUUCCACACCUACUCCCACCCGCCUAUUAUCCCACCGGACCUGCUCUCGAACCUCUCAGAAACUCCGUCGCAGCUUCUCACAUCGGACGGCCAUGCAGACCCUUGUGACCGCCAUAUGAUUCCUCCCGACCUCCUCUCAAAUCUCUCUGAAACGCCAUCGCAGCUUCUCACAUCGGGCGUCCUCGCAGACUGCUCCGAACCUUUUGAGACGUCUCACCAGCUGCCAGAUCUGUCGGAAGCACCGUCACUGGUUUUUCCAUCGGACAGUCACGCAGGCCCGUCUGUCCCUUUUGAGACGUCUCAGGAGCCGUUGGAUCUGCCGGAAACGCCGUCACCACAAGCCCUCCCAACGGCCGUUUACAGUGAACCUUCUGAGCCGCCGGCCUUGCAUGACGCUCCAUGCCCUUCUGAUCCUUAUGCUCCUCAGCCUCUUCAGCGGGCAGAUGAGCAGAACAGCGCGAGUGCUACAAGCGAAGGCUAUACAGACGAGGGGUCUAGUGUCGAGGCUCCUGCUUCUGCUCUACCUACUGCUGCACCGCCUCUCACCUCUCAGUCAACCACAGCUGUUGCUAUCGCUACUGCUGUGGCGCCUCAUGACUCUCUCAUCCCCAACUCGUCGGCCCCACCUGCUGCUUCUUCUUCUUCUGCUUCUGCUGCUGCUGCUUCUUCUGCUGCUGCUGCUUCUUCUGCUGCUAAUGGCUGCUCUCCCCGCCAUGCCACCACGCCGCCUACCCAGCAGGCCUGCCACCACUACCCCCCACCUUGCCUGCCCUGCCUACCUCUCAAGGCUCUUCUCCUCUCCCGCUUCCUCCACCAGCCCUCCCCCCUCCCACCUGCUGCUGCGCCUUCUUCUGUUGUGAGGAGGGGGGAACGUGCAGGGGAAGGGGAAGGGGAAGGGGAGGAGGUGCAUUGGGUGAGAGAGGGUUGGUUGAAAUGGAAGGUUGGUGGGGAGAGGGCAGGAGACGGGGUCGAAAGGAUGGGACGGGGGAUUGGGAGGAGAAGUGGAGUGAGGACGGUAGGAGAAGUGGGGCAAAGGGUGGAAGACGGGGAAGAAGAGGUGGCAAAUGGGAUGAAGCACUGGAGGAGCAGUGGAGCAAGUAUGGGAGGGUUUGGCAGGAGCGAGCAGCAGAGGAUGCGAUGUGGGCGGUGUGAAGCCCUGGAGGGGGCAGGAGCAGGGGGGGUGAGAGGGGGAGGGGCAGGGGGAGGAGGAGAGGUGGAUGAGAGUGAGAAGUCUGCGAUGCAGAGUGAUGCUUCUAUGCGUGUGUUGGGGAACGGUGCCAUCCCGCAACCUGCCCUUCCCAGGUCUACCUCCCCCAAAUCUACCCUCCCCGAGUCUGCCCUUUCCGAAUCUCCCCUCCCCGAAUCCUCCGUUCCUGAAUCUGCUGUCGCCCCGUCACUGUCCCCGCUGGUGCCUGUGCUGCUGCUGGCUCGUGUGGCAUGCCCGUGCUGCCAGCUGGAAGGGCUGCAGUGGUUGUGCGAGGGUUGUGGGGCCAAGGGUGAAGGAGGUGAGAGGGGAGGAGUCAGGGGAGGUGAGAGGGGAGGAUUCAGGGGAGGAGAGCAACAAGGGGAUUCACAGGAAGGGGGGUAG
This is a messenger RNA of Closterium sp. Naga37s-1, 2985 nucleotides long. NCBI's taxonomy places the organism in Eukaryota, Viridiplantae, Streptophyta, Zygnematophyceae, Desmidiales, Closteriaceae. The record is from the annotation of a GenBank genome assembly.